This is a messenger RNA of Acanthaster planci (crown-of-thorns starfish), 1995 nucleotides long. Its product is annotated as tubulin alpha-2/alpha-4 chain-like. Gene Ontology annotation, molecular function: GTP binding; structural constituent of cytoskeleton. The record is from RefSeq and is a predicted model, not a curated record. Gene Ontology annotation, cellular component: microtubule. Lineage: Eukaryota; Metazoa; Echinodermata; Asteroidea; Valvatida; Acanthasteridae. Gene Ontology annotation, biological process: microtubule-based process.
ACUACAUUAUCAUUUGCACGCAGCGCUCCAUUGAAGCUACGACGUGUAAGCUAGCCUUGGAGGCAACGUACGUCUCUUCUACCGAAUAAUUUUCAUAUUUCGGGAAUUUCUCAGUAACACUUAGUUUCAUCAUCAUGCGUGAAUGUAUCUCAGUCCACGUCGGUCAGGCCGGAGUCCAGAUGGGCAAUGCAUGCUGGGAGCUGUACUGCCUGGAGCACGGCAUCCAACCUGAUGGUCAGAUGCCCAGUGACAAGACCAUCGGAGGUGGUGACGACUCCUUCAAUACCUUUUUCAGCGAGACUGGUGCUGGCAAGCAUGUCCCUCGUGCGAUCUUUGUCGAUCUAGAACCUACCGUUGUCGAUGAGAUUCGCACCGGCACCUACCGUCAGCUCUUCCACCCGGAGCAGCUGAUCACAGGCAAAGAGGAUGCCGCCAACAACUACGCCAGAGGUCACUACACCGUUGGCAAAGAGCAUAUUGACCAAGUGCUGGACAGAGUGCGCAAGUUGGCUGACCAGUGCACGGGUCUCCAGGGUUUCCUCAUCUUCCACAGCUUCGGUGGAGGCACCGGCUCUGGCUUUACCGCUCUGCUCAUGGAGCGUCUCUCCGUCGACUACGGCAAGAAGUCCAAGCUGGAGUUUGCCAUCUACCCGGCUCCUCAGAUCUCUACAGCGGUCGUGGAGCCCUACAACUCCAUCCUGACCACCCACACCACCCUGGAGCACUCCGACUGCGCCUUCAUGGUCGACAACGAGGCCAUCUACGACAUCUGUCGUCGCAACCUAGACAUUGAGCGUCCGACUUAUACCAACCUCAAUCGUCUGAUUGGUCAGAUUGUGUCCUCCAUCACUGCAUCUCUUCGCUUUGACGGUGCCCUGAAUGUCGACCUGACCGAGUUCCAGACCAACUUGGUUCCCUACCCACGUAUCCACUUCCCUUUGGCCACCUACGCUCCUGUCAUCUCUGCCGAGAAGGCCUACCAUGAGCAGCUGACCGUUGCUGAGAUCACCAACGCCUGUUUCGAGCCGGCCAAUCAGAUGGUGAAGUGCGAUCCUCGUCACGGCAAGUACAUGGCCUGCUGUCUGCUUUUUCGAGGUGAUGUCGUUCCCAAGGAUGUCAACGCUGCCAUAGCAACCAUCAAGACCAAGCGCACCAUCCAGUUCGUCGACUGGUGUCCGACUGGCUUCAAGGUUGGCAUCAACUACCAGCCACCUACCGUCGUGCCUGGCGGUGAUCUAGCCAAGGUGCAGCGUGCCGUCUGCAUGCUGAGCAACACCACGGCCAUCGCCGAGGCCUGGGCUCGUCUGGAUCACAAGUUCGAUCUGAUGUACGCCAAGCGUGCCUUCGUCCACUGGUACGUGGGAGAGGGUAUGGAGGAGGGCGAGUUCACUGAAGCUCGUGAAGAUCUGGCAGCCUUGGAGAAGGAUUACGAGGAGGUCGGCACCGAAUCAGAGGAAGGAGGAGAUGAUUAUGACGACGCAGAAUACUAAGAAGUAGCAACAUCCAUCUCACCAAAACACAGGAAAAACUAACUACGCACAUAGCUAGCAUUUAGUUUGCUGAAAGUUCAACAUAAUAACGAUGGAGAAAACCGAGUUACUGUUAAAUUUCACUCAAGCCAAAGAGAGACAGGAAAAUUGAACUCAUUAGCAUACAAAUGACCACAAAGAAAACUCUAGACCGAUCACAAUUACUCUAUAUACAUUGUAUUUCUUGAAUAGCAGGGCUGAAUUUCAAAAUGGCGGGAAAAUAAAAGCCAACCUAAGCAUAGGAAAAAGAGAGAAGGGAAUCUAAAAUUAACUAUUGUUUCUCUUUAAAAGUGCACUCUAUAAACUUUGAAUGGAAUGAAAAUUAUUAUUAAAAAUAAACAAAUAAAUAAACAGCAAGAAGGUUUAAGGCAAAGCAGAUGGAAUGCGCGUUUCCUUUUCGAACUGACACGAGCAUUAUUUCUGUAGCAAACUAUGUUGCAAUUAAAUGUGAAGUCAGAUCCGCUUA